Physcomitrium patens is the source of this 4121-nucleotide messenger RNA. RefSeq lists its product as uncharacterized. The record is from RefSeq and is a predicted model, not a curated record. Lineage: Eukaryota; Viridiplantae; Streptophyta; Bryopsida; Funariales; Funariaceae.
GUUUGCUUGACAUUCAUUGUUCAUGUUAACGAUCGUGCACACGAACGUGGGCUUCCCUUGUCUGCGCCGCUGUCUCGGGAUGCCUCGAGUUUGCUGGCAACGAUCGAAUCUUCCCAGACAUCUUAUGCUGCUCGCCUUCUCGUCCCCAGGGUUUAGAUCGCAGGCGCUGUGUGUAAUGGCAUCGUCAUUCGGGAGCUUGAAUCGCAAUGUGCGUAGAACUGGGCUUCAGGAGUUGAGGAUGGCGUGAUUGUGAUAAGCUCAUCGUUGUCGAAGCUCGUUGGUGUGAGAACUGCACGAGGGUUGCGGGAGCGUAGCAUUUGUUAUUUUAGUACCUUUAGUGCAAUGAUACCGUAGUACCUUUUCCAAGGGAACCAUUUUUGUGCAGCUUGCGUUGUUAUUUGGAAACGACGGCUGUGAAUAAGAAGUUAUUGAUGCGGAUUUGCAUGACAGCGUUCAUACGUUUACCGUGGCUGUAGACAACGGCGAACCAAAGACGCCGUAGUCACCUAUGGGCUUGUUUUUCCUCAAUGAUCCAUCAUGACCAGGAUCCUACCGAAUACAUAACUCAUCCAAUUUUGACCUUUCCAAGUGAUCUGAAUGAGAGAUGGGAUCGUCUCAGGCAACUCGAAUGUACAGUUUAAAGUCUUGCUGAUCUGAUUUCUUUUUUGGUUGAGGUUCGAGCACUCAGCGUGGGUGCGAUAGGCGAAGAACAAAGCAGGAACGUAUCAAAUGCCCUAGCGCGACGCGCAUCACCAUGCGGGUGGAUGUUGUAGAUCUUCAAAGGGCACUAGAAGUCCAAUACCUGAGGAACAGUGUUUUUGCUUGUACAUACUAGCGAGCAGGUCAGGAAGAUCAGGGUUGAAGUUUAACACAUUUCGCCUUCUUGAACCCGGCACGUGCUCUCUGAAGGUUGAAGUUGUCAACCCGAGCCACACAUUAUGAUUGUAUAGAUUUUAUAAAUAUUCUAGCAAAUCUUGAUCCGUAUGCAGUAGCUGAUGUUGCGUGCGAAGCCAGGUGGUCGACCCUUGUAGAUUGAUCGAUCGUUGAUAGGGACGGUAUUGGUAGUGUACUUGUUAGUCGCUGUCUCGAUUAGGACUCUGGUACCAUGGAUCAGUCGAUGCCUAUGAUGCAGUAUGGAGAGGGGGGACAAACAGUUCUGAGAAAGGGAGAUCCCUCUUGUAUUGUGGCAUCCACAUGUGCAGCUCCAAAUAGACAGAGAUUUCGGUCGGGGAAACGAACAACCUUGCCACAACGGCUUGAUAAUUCCGGGGAUGAGAGCGAGCCAGUUCAUGAGCCCGAAGUUGUUCAGUUGAAUCUGAAAUCGUGCCUAAUGGGAGUUCGCGUGAUGGACGACAAUGAAGAGCAGUUUUUCAGCAGACAAUCUUCCAUGUCUUCAAUGAUUUCGGAGAGGUAUCGCCCAAGUGAGUCUCCAACCCCUUUAAAGUGGAAUUCAGUACUUGGAAAAGGGAUCGAUCCUCCAAAGGCUAAGAUUGAUAUUCCAUCAUCGCCAGUUUCAAUACCUCCUUCAGGUAGUAGAGGUCACAGCGGGGUUAGAAUGACCCCACCUUUGGAUUUUAGUAGGUAUUCACAAUCGAAUGAAACAAUGUUUCGCACUAACGCCGGAGGUUCAAGGGUCCCCAGUGGAGUUCUGUACCCGUGUCCAAAUCCAGGGAGCAGACCUAAUAGCUGCCAGCUGAAUGCUGUUCAUUUCACGAUGGACAGUAACUUGUUUGCCUCAGAUGUAGGAGGUACCCAUGAGGGCAACGAUUUCUCAGAAAGGGUGUUUCAGAAAUUAGUGAGGCGGUCAAGGUUGCGUCAAUGCAACUCGGGUGUUGGAAACCUGAGUGAUAACUUGACCACUCGCAGUGAUCGUUGCAAUACCCCCGAGAAUGAACCAGGGAACUCCCCUGUGAGCACACUUGACUGUCCUCAAUCGCCUACCUUUUCGGAGCGCUCGUUUCGUUCCAAAUCGAACCGGAAGUCUCUGCGGGGUCGAAGUGACGAUGCCAAUGCGAUUGUCGCUUCGCAAGCCGGCCCCGCUGACCCUACGACUUCCCGACCCAAAAGCCAGUUGCCUCAGUAUUUGAUGUCCAUUAAUUCUGCUUUGAACGGGGACGCUAGUGAUGACGACGACUUCGAUGGUCCCAGCGAGGCCGCUUGGAUGGAACCCGAAGACAAUUCAUACCUCACUGAUCUUCCAGUGGUGGAAGGAUACACAUCGAGUCGGAGGAAGAAUAAGCCCACGCAUGAGCGCUGGUCGUCAAGCAGCAGCUCUUGGAGUCUUUCCCUGGUACCAAAACCUCUCAGGACCGUAUCAACGAUGGUUAAUAGGAGGCAUCAUAUAAAUGCUACUGUCCCGGGCUCUUCUGCCAAGAAGGUAUUUCGCCGAGGAAAACGUGCAGUUAUGCCCAUCUCGUUGACAACUAGCUUUGAUGGAGGUUCCAUUCACUCAAGAGCAGUGACGAGAGGGCCGCAGUCGGAGCUGAAUUCGGGGCGAAGCUGGUGGCCGGAGCUCGGAUCCGGGAGAAAGUCUAUCUGGGUACCUUCGUCGGGACCUCUACAAAUGGAUAUUGCGGCAGAGCCGGACUUGCACGAGCCAGAUAUGGAGCUCACGAACAAUAUGCCGCAUAGACAGGAUCAGGAUGCUCGGGAGGAAGUCGGUGAGCUAGACUUCCCUUUCGACAAUCCUACAACCAGUUCAUUUGUCUUUCAAGAAGCCGGCGAGGGUCAGAGUUCAUCUGAUGCACGAGAAUCAUUUGACAGGCCCAUCCUGCACAACACUUUUGUGUCUGUAAUUAAAUCCGCUGACCUCGAACUUAGUGGCAACUAUAAUGACCCCGAGUAUGUCUCAAGUUUUGACAGUGAGGACUCGCACACCUUCUCAGCAGACGGCAGAGCACGGGUUGUGCUGCACGAUCAGACACCGCAAUGGAAUUAUAGUCGAAGCUUUGAGUAUGCAAUAGAUGUGGCUGAUGGCAUCGGCUUGUCCAGCAGAGUAAUGAGUGGGCUGUCUGCGGGUACCCUAAGUGGGUGCCUCUUGGAAAUGGGCAAGUCUGGAAGGUUUAGUGUCGACUUGCAGCGAGAACAGAAAUUAGACAAAGCGCAUCAUCCUCGUACUCCUGACGUGAAGCUGAAGGUAUUCAAGUCUGAGAAGUCAUUGAGACGUACCAUCUUGACACCUUGUCUGCCUUUUCUGCAAAGAUCGACCAAGAAUGUGCCCAGGAUCAAGCAAUCUGCAGGCACAUCCAAUCGGAGAAUGCAACCAGUAAACAGCUUCACUGCUAGGUUGGGAUCUCUUUCUGAGAAUACGAGCCUUGUCGCUCCAUCUCAACCGAAUAAGUUCAGCCUCGAUGAAUCUUCCAAUGAGGUCAAAGUUAAAUCUGAAAUGGAAGGCACUGUGAGUAUGGUUGCUCGGCGCCCGCUUCUACCCCGCUACGCUGGAGUUUCUUUGCUGCCCACUCAUACACUUAAAUGAUCUGUUGAGACGAUCAUCCAAGUUACUCGAUGGUGCUUGAGCUACUCAAUUCAUGGACUGGGAGAAAUUACAACGUUUAUUGAAGACAUAUUAGUCCCAGCGCUGCGUAAGCGUUUUUACAACUAAAGUUCCUGGGUGUAAGGAACCUACGCAAUUUGACGAUUCUCUACAGGUUCUCGAGCUAUGAUGUAGUGAACUGAUGCAUGUGCCAAAAUCUUCGAGCAGCCAGCCAGUGCAAUAGUUACUAGCAAUCCAGUGAUGCGGAGGAUGAGAAUUUCUCGAGGCUUGCGCAAUGAAGCUGUCUUUUAGAUUGAUUCCGGAAUUUAUGAUCAUGUUGCAGCACUCAGGAGUGGUGAUGCUGUAAUCAUAGUUCUCGAUCAGAUCCCUAGUGUUGACAGGACUGUUAUUAGCCCGUGCUUGGUGUGCAAGGCUACCUGAGCAGCGGAUAAGUGCGGAUAGCGUCAAUGCACAACACUUGAAUUUGAAGUAGGACACUAUGUUGAGUUUGAAGGCCAAUGGCCACAACGCCAUGAUUGUUCUCCUCAGGGCACGGGCGCAUUCUCAAUGCUUCGUUUUCUCUGCAGUUCUGAAUGUAUACUACAUUCAUACUGAAAUACACUGACAAAAUUUCUGCAAGAUUCACACA